Molecule: messenger RNA, 1743 nt
Organism: Penicillium cataractarum
Lineage: Eukaryota; Fungi; Ascomycota; Eurotiomycetes; Eurotiales; Aspergillaceae
Exons: 3
Coding region: 1-1743 (580 amino acids)
Biological process (GO): protein localization to vacuole
Cellular component (GO): vacuolar membrane
Source: RefSeq, a predicted model, not a curated record
AUGGCGCUUCUUCAGACCUCGCUGAUCUGGAUCGUGUAUGCCGUCGUCAUAGCCGUCCUCCUCGCGGUAGCCUCGGUCUUCAUCUACAUUUACCAAACUCCACGGGAUCGCUCUCCCUCGGUAACUCUGACGUGUAUCAUCGCGAUCACUAGUCUGCUGGCGACAGUUCUUCUGCUGCCUGUGGAUGUUGCCUUGGUAUCGUCGACUGCCUCAUCUAAGCUUGGUCGCCGCAAAGACUGGGCCACCCAAGAUGUCGUGGACCGAAUCACUUAUUCCUUGACCAUUGUUUACUAUACUCUGUAUUCACUGGACGCGUUACUUUGUCUUUUGGUCCUUCCUUUCACUUACUUUUGGUAUGAGGAAUAUGAUGAAGUUGCCGCUGAGGCAGGAGAGCAAACGCUGGGACAACGGUUCUGGGGCGCUCUCAAGUACACCCUUUCGUUCGUCGCUAUUGUAGUGAUUCUGUUCCUUGUUGGUUUCUUUGCUCCCGUAUCCAAAGAUAAGGGCAACCUGGAUCUGGACUAUUUCAAGCGGUUGCUGACCGAGAACCAUGGAGAACGCGCGUUGACGUUCGCCCUUGGGCUACUCAUUACCCUUGGUAUCUGUAUCUAUGUCUUGUACACAUCGGCAGGUCUUGCUUUGUUCCCAAUCAGCCUGAUCAAGACCGCACCGUCAAUCUCUAGCCCUACCUUGCGCGCAACUACUGCGCAACAGCUGGAAGCAAACCGAGAGCGGCAGCGACAACUUGAGGGUCGCUGUGGCGGUAAUCCCGAACUCCUGCCAUCCAAGGAUCGCAGGGAGUUGGAUACUCUCAGCCGAGAGGAGAGGACUUUGAUCCGGCGGCAACGUCUUGUCGAGGAAGCACAAGGUGAAGGCCGAGGCUGGUUGAUGCGAGCAUGGUACAAGAUUGGAGCCAUUUUCCGCCCGUUCAAGCUACUUGGUGGUAUUCUACUGCUGUUGAUUGCCUUUGUAACAUGGGUGUCGAUGCUUUUGACAUCUAUCGACAAAGCGAAAAACUCGAUUUGCAAGCACCGCUGUGGAUACAUCCUCGGCCACAUCAAUGUCUUCAAUCCGGUGAACUGGGUCCUGGUUCAAUCUGCCAAGGUGUUCCCGGUCGACUAUGCUAUUUUCACAGCUCUCGUCCUCCUACUGUUCUGCAGCUCCGUGGUUGGUAUUGCAGUGGUUGGAAUUCGCUUCCUCUGGAUCAGGAUUUUCCAGAUCCGCAAGGGUCACACUUCACCCCAGGCACUCCUCCUGGCAACGGCCAUGUUGAUGCUUAUUAUACUGGCAUUGAACUAUUCCGUAUCCAUGGUAGUCGCUCCACAAUACGCUACGUUUGGACCACAGACAUUCUGCGACCGCACUCCGAGCUCGCCUGGAGAACAGCCUGAUUGUACUAACAGCGAAGACCUCAUCAAACCAUGCUCCGAGUUAGCAGAGAAUCCAGCAGCUCGCCAAGUGUGCACCCCCAGUGUUGUCAGCACUUUCUUGAACCGCGUCACUCUCAACUUCCCCUUCUUCGGCGUUGUCUUCUUCUGGGCACAGUUUGUCUUCCUCGCCAUCUAUCUGAUCGUGUUUGUGACCACUCUAUUCCGAGCACCGAAGCUGGAUGAACGACAAAUCGACGAGGAUGCCGAGGAAGCGGAAGAAGAAGGCCUACUGGCAAGUACUGGUAGGCGAUUCGGUGCUACUUGGCAAGACAUCACUGGUAGGGCUGGUCAUAGCGGACAUCCUAAUGAUUGA